Cyprinodon tularosa is the source of this 2960-nucleotide messenger RNA. RefSeq names its product signal peptide peptidase 3 (gene sppl3). Lineage: Eukaryota; Metazoa; Chordata; Actinopteri; Cyprinodontiformes; Cyprinodontidae. The coding region runs from base 463 to 1614 and encodes 383 amino acids. The transcript is spliced from 11 exons. Gene Ontology annotation, cellular component: cytoplasmic side of endoplasmic reticulum membrane; lumenal side of endoplasmic reticulum membrane; Golgi-associated vesicle membrane. The record is from RefSeq and is a predicted model, not a curated record. Gene Ontology annotation, biological process: membrane protein proteolysis. Gene Ontology annotation, molecular function: aspartic endopeptidase activity, intramembrane cleaving.
CCGCGGACUCGCUAUAGAAAACAAAGCUAAGCGUCUUCCAUACCAGCUAGGGCUGCAGACUCGAGGACUAUCCGAAUUUAUUCUGGAUACAUGAUCGCACAGAAUAUGGAUCUACAGGGGGUGUAGCGUUGUUACAGACCGAGCCUUCUCGGCUGAAAUGACGGCAGGUCACUAACGAAAGCGACGAAAAUACCAUCUGUUUAGUUUAAUUUUUUUCCUCGGGGUUCUUUGUCUUGUCCACCUAACGAUAGCAAAACAUCAUUUUCAUCUCAAUUGCACGAAAUUCAGCUAGUGAUCACUAGCUGCAGCCGGGAUGUAUCACCAUGUUUUCACCUAAAAGAAUCAGCUAAAACGUCGGAUUGUGAAGCAGAAGCAGAGACCCCUCACUCCCGGGUCCCAACGGGCUGACACCUGGACCUGAAUCUGUUAGCCGCAGCCGCGAAACCCACUGUUUUCGGCGAUAUGGCGGAGCAAGGCUACUCAUCCUGGGCAUACUCCCUAGUUGACUCCAGUCAGGUGUCCACCUUCCUGAUCUCCAUCCUUCUUAUCGUCUAUGGCAGCUUCAGGUCAUUAAACAUGGAUUGUGAGAACCAGGAGAAGGAUAAAGACGGCAACCCCACAGCAACGGGGUCUUUUAAUAACAGCAACACAAACAACAGCAUUCAAACUAUAGACUCCACACAGGCCCUGUUUCUGCCAAUAGGAGCUUCUGUGUCCCUACUAGUCAUGUUCUUCUUUUUCGACUCGGUUCAGGUGGUCUUCACUAUCUGCACUGCAGUUCUUGCUACAAUUGCAUUUGCAUUCCUGUUGUUACCUAUGUGCCAGUAUCUGACCAGACCCUGCUCCCCGCAGAACAAGAUUUCAUUUGGUUGCUGUGGACGCUUCACCUUGGCCGAGCUGUUGUCGUUCUCUCUUUCCGUCAUGUUGGUCCUCAUCUGGGUGCUGACUGGACACUGGCUCCUCAUGGACGCUUUAGCCAUGGGCUUGUGCGUCGCCAUGAUCGCCUUUGUUCGACUUCCCAGUCUGAAGGUGUCUUGCCUGCUGCUGUCAGGACUGCUCAUUUAUGAUGUUUUCUGGGUGUUCUUCUCAGCUUACAUCUUUAACAGUAAUGUGAUGGUUAAGGUUGCCACUCAGCCUGCUGAAAAUCCCAUAGAUGUUCUCUCCAGGAAGCUCCACCUGGGGCCAGGAAUGGGCCGCGAUGUUCCCCGACUCUCCUUACCUGGCAAACUGGUCUUCCCAAGCUCCACAGGAAGCCAUUUCUCAAUGUUGGGAAUAGGAGACAUCGUGAUGCCAGGGCUUCUGUUGUGCUUUGUCCUGCGUUAUGAUAACUACAAGAAGCAAGCAACAGGGGAGGUCCCGGGGCCUGGCAACAUGUCCGGACGCAUGCAGCGCGUCUCAUAUUUCCACUGUACUCUCAUCGGAUACUUUGUGGGUCUGCUGACUGCCACUGUGGCCUCGAGGAUCCAUCGUGCCGCUCAGCCCGCUCUGCUCUACUUGGUUCCCUUCACCCUGCUGCCUCUGCUCACUAUGGCUUACCUAAAGGGGGAUUUGCGGCGAAUGUGGUCCGAGCCUUUCCAUGCCAAGGCCAGCAGCUCUCGCUUCCUGGAGGUAUGAUGCAACCUGGGGACGAGCAACCAGCGCGGGGACGACUGCUGAUCUUUUCCUCUUUAUUAGAGGAAAGGAGAGAGGGCACACUGACCAUGAGGCCAUGUUGUCAUCACUUCAUGCUUUCCACCAAUCAGUGAAGAAAAAAAAAAUCCCUAAGAAAGGACACCAGAGUGUGGAUCACAACACCCAGACACGAAUCAUCUUUGCCCCCCUACGUUCUUUUCCCGUUUUAUCUCCGGUUCCUCUUUGCCGUUUCUUUCCUGUCCCUUACAGGACAUCCUGCCUGUUCUGUUUUUGUGCUUCCCUCCUCUUUGUCUCCUUUUUUUUUCCUCUCUCCCACUGCCCCUCCUUCUGCACGGCCCAUCUCAUAUUUUCCACCUCCCCUCUCUUCUGUCUUUUUGUUAUUCUUUCUGGAUUCCUUUCUCUCUGAUGAACUAAAUGGACCACCCCUCACCCCACCUCAGUUUUUUGUGGACUUACAGUUGUGAGACAUGGCUGGGAUUUAUAUGUAUUUUUUUAGCAUUGUCGUGGUCAUUAUAAUUAAUGUUAAUAUAAUCAAAGAACUUUAACAAGCAAAGAAGAGUUGGAGUGUUGCAGUGGCACAAGAACAGCAACACAGUUCCGAGUUCUCCCUCUUCUUCAGGCUGCCUGUUUCAUCUUCUCCUCCCUGAUGACUCCCCCUGGUGCUCCUGCCCUCUUACUACACCCCCUGUGCGUCCCCAUCCCACCCCUCCCGCUCCAUCUUCUGUUCAUCUGCUGUCCUUACCCCAACAGAUAACUAUGUAUUUUAUUUAGAAAAGUUUUAUUCUUUGCAUAUACAGAAAGGAUGCAUUAAAAUUGUUAAGCCACCUCCCCGCCACCAGCAUUGGGAGUCGAAGGGGGUUGCUUUUAUUUGUAUAUAUGUGUACACAUGUAUUUGCAGUAUCAUGAGUUUCUAUUUGUGUUUGAGAGCAUGUUGAAAAAGAGCGGUAAACUGUUGUCCCGUAGCAGCCUGAUUUAUACUCUGAUGAAUUGUGGAUCCAGCUUUGUGCAAUAGAAACAUCAUGGGAAAAAAAUGUAAAUUUAGACGACAGUUUCCCGCUCUUAUCUUAAAAUGUGAGUGCGUGCGUGAGUGAGUGCUGAACAGAUGAGCAAGCGGUUAUUUUACUCGGUUUUAAUUUGAAAUCAUGUUUAAAAUGAUGACAGUAGUCAGGUUUGCAUUGAGCUGUGUGUUGGAUCAAAGGGUUUCAAGCACAUGUAACACAUGUAAAUGGUUUAUCUUGUAAAAACAGGAAAAAAAAAAUAUGUAAGAAAAAAAUGUAGAAACUCCACAGAGGUCAUUUUUCUUUUCAGUUUUCUGCAGACAGGCAGAA